AUGAUUCGUGCCAUACUUAUUAUUAAUAAUCAUGGAAAACCAAGAUUAAUAAAGUUUUAUGAGCACUAUAGUGAAGAUGAACAACAGAAAAUUGUCAAAGAAGUUUUUCAUCUGGUCUCGAGAAGAGAUGAUGAUGUUUGUAAUUUUUUAGAAGGCGGCACACUAGUUGGUGGACAAGAUUAUAGAUUAAUUUAUCGUCAUUAUGCAACAUUGUAUUUUGUGUUUUGUGUUGAUUCAUCUGAAAGUGAACUUGGCAUAUUGGAUUUAAUUCAAGUAUUUGUUGAAGCAUUAGAUAAAUGUUUUGAGAACGUUUGUGAACUUGAUUUAAUUUUUCAUGUAGAUAAGGUACACUACAUACUGAAUGAACUUGUAUUAGGUGGAAUGGUGUUAGAAACUCAUAUUAACGAAAUCACCCAUAGAUAUGAAGAACAACAAAAACUAGAGAAACAAGAGUCUGGACUAUCCGGAGCUCCAGCUCGAGCUGUUUCAGCAAUGCGUGAUUUAAAUCUUCAUCAGAAAUUCAAGGAAAUACGUUUUCCAGAUUUACAAUCAUUGCAAAACAGACUAUCACGUUGA
Schistosoma rodhaini is the source of this 576-nucleotide messenger RNA. The record is from the annotation of a GenBank genome assembly. NCBI's taxonomy places the organism in Eukaryota, Metazoa, Platyhelminthes, Trematoda, Strigeidida, Schistosomatidae.